Molecule: messenger RNA, 351 nt
Organism: Gilbertella persicaria
Lineage: Eukaryota; Fungi; Mucoromycota; Mucoromycetes; Mucorales; Choanephoraceae
Exons: 2
Source: RefSeq, a predicted model, not a curated record
CAUGAAUAGCUUUUAUUUGAUCAUCUCUCAAACUAGUAUCUGUCUUUAUCACUUUUUUUUUGUUAACCUAAUACAUGAGUUCCCAAGACAUCGUUACCCAUUAUAUUAUCAACUGGAAAAGAUAAACUUUUUACAAAUUGAUCAUUAUUUUGUCAUUUUUGACAAUGUCGGCAUUGAGUACAUAUAAAGGAGGCCUAAUUUUUUUUUUUUUAUUAGGAAACUAACGUGACGUCGAAUGGUCAACACAGCAUAUCAUUUAAUACAACAUAAAAAAAGUUACACAGUAAGUGACACCAUGCAACAAAAAGGUUUGUAUAACCUUCAUCAUUCAAAAAUAAAAUUCUUUUACCA